Molecule: messenger RNA, 550 nt
Organism: Quercus lobata
Lineage: Eukaryota; Viridiplantae; Streptophyta; Magnoliopsida; Fagales; Fagaceae
Product: serine/threonine-protein phosphatase 7 long form homolog
Exons: 4
Coding region: 23-550 (175 amino acids)
Biological process (GO): meristem maintenance; meristem development
Source: RefSeq, a predicted model, not a curated record
CCGCUACCACCUACUUGUAUGGAUGGGGGCCCUCUUGUUCAUGGACAAGUCUGCGGACCGGGUCUCACUGCUGCCUCUGCAGUUGCUCAACCCAGUCAGCAAUGCGAGAUGGUAUAGCUGGGGUAGUGCAGCAUUGGCCUGGCUGUAUAGGCAACUUUGUGGUGCAUUGAAGAAGGAUGCGAUGCAGAUUGGAGGAGUACUCUUGUUGGUGCAGCUAUGGGCCUAUUCAAGGUUCCCACAAUUAUGCCCUGUUGUGAGGCCGCCUCUACCGCCAGUGCACUCAGGGCCCCUUGCCAUUAGGUGGAGCGGGCCAAAAUGCACCGCAGAGCAUGCCACGCACGUCCUUGCUGCGUACCGGGCGUCACUGGCUACAGUACGGGCCGAGCAGAUUGUAUGGGAGCCGUACACGCAUACGCUAGGCUCCCUACCUGCGUAUUGCACUACUGGGCAGCAUAUUUGGAGGGCCGAGGUGCCGUUGAUAUUCUUUUGGAUAGUGGAGUGGCAUCAUCCUGAGCGAGUCCUCCGAGAAGAACUGGGAGGUAGAACAUGA